This is a messenger RNA of Dermacentor andersoni, 1058 nucleotides long. It is a transcript of the gene Dus4, whose product is annotated as Dihydrouridine synthase 4. Gene Ontology annotation, biological process: tRNA processing. Lineage: Eukaryota; Metazoa; Arthropoda; Arachnida; Ixodida; Ixodidae. The record is from RefSeq and is a predicted model, not a curated record. Gene Ontology annotation, molecular function: tRNA dihydrouridine synthase activity; flavin adenine dinucleotide binding.
AGCGAGCGAUACGUACCGCAGGAUCAUGCGUGCUUCCCUGCAUCGUGGUGGGCUCUGUCAGUAGAAGCGGGUGUUCAAAAACUGUUUUCAAAAUGAAUGAACAAGCAACGGAGUGGAAAAAACCGUUGGACCUGCUGAAUAGUGGCCCCAUGACCAAGAUUUGUGCUCCGAUGGUUCGCUACUCCAAGCAAGCUUUCCGUCAUCUGGUGCGGAAGUACGGCGUCGACAUUGCCUACACGCCGAUGAUCGUGUCCGACUCAUUCGUCAGGUCGCAAAAGGCAAGGGACGCUGAGUUCACUACUGGCCAAGGUGAUCGACCAUUGAUUGUGCAGUUCGCCGCAAACAACGCUACCGAUCUGGCAAAUGCGGCAGAACUUGUAUAUAGGUACUCCGACGGUGUCGACCUUAACUGUGGGUGCCCGCAGAGAUGGGCCAUUGCAGAGGGGUACGGAGCGCACCUUUUAAGCCAUCCCGAGCUUGUAAGAGACAUGGUUUAUCAGACCAGGAACCGUCUUAGCGAUUCCAACUUUACAACAUCGGUGAAGAUUCGAAUAUGCAGCGACCUCAGAAAAACGGUGGACUUCUGUCAGCAGCUGGAAGCAGCAGGCGUAUCUUUCAUAACUGUGCAUGGUCGCACCAAGGACCAGCGUAGUGAGCCCGUCAAUAUAGAUGCCAUUCGGACUGUGAAGGACUCGUUACAAAUACCUGUUGUUGCCAAUGGUGAUGUGACCAGUAAAAGAAAGGCUGCGGACAUCUGCCAGGCAACCGGAGUCAAUGGUGUCAUGGCAGCACGAGGAAUGCUCGACAAUCCUGCCAUGUUCUCUGGAUUCAAACAUACGCCAGCACAGUGUGUUCAAGACUGGCUUCAGUUGAGCGCAGAGCUGGGAUGUCCGCUGACACAAUUCCACCAUCACCUCAUGUUCAUGCUUGACCAUGUACUAUCUCGCAGCGAAAAAAGGAUAUUCAACGCUCUCACAAGUUACUCUGCGAUUGUGGACUACCUUCAUACUGCACAUUCAGUCGACUUAUGUGAACACAGAGGCAAGGUUCUUUUGUGA